Lactuca sativa (garden lettuce) is the source of this 2157-nucleotide messenger RNA. NCBI's taxonomy places the organism in Eukaryota, Viridiplantae, Streptophyta, Magnoliopsida, Asterales, Asteraceae. The record is from RefSeq and is a predicted model, not a curated record.
AUGCCAACCCCAAACUCCCUCCAAGAUGCACUGGGUUUGAACGGGAAGCUUACAGCUCUAAGCAGGUUCAUUUCGAAAUCCGUUGACAAGGCCAUGCCAUUGUUCCACAACUUAAAGGGGUGCAUCGAGAAGAACAAUUUCCAGUGGAUGAAUGAGGCAGAAAAGGCACUCCAGAAAAUCAAGGAAGCGCUACACGAGUUGCCAACUCUGGCCACCCCUAUCCUUAGAGAAACGUUACAACUGUAUCAUUCAACAUCAGGCGAACUGAUAUCCUCGGCACAUCAAAUCGAGGUACUCACGAGCUACCCCAUUAAACAGAUCUUGCUCAGGCCAGAGACGUCAGGCCGGCUGGCCAAGUGGGAAAUUAAGCUGGGAGAAAACGACAUAAACUACCGCCCAAGAACAAGCAUCAAAGGGCAGGCGCUGUCCGACUUCUUACUGGAGAUUCCAGACGGAGGGAACCCGGCGAAAGAGAGGGUGUGGGUAGUUAAAGAGGCCCCGGCUGACCAUGGUUCAUGGACCUUGUAUACGGAUGGAGCAUCCGGUAGGGAAGGCUCGGGGGCGGGGAUGAUCCUGACUAGCCCAGAAGGAGAGGAGGUAACCUAUGCCCUCCGCUUCGACUUCCAUACGUCAAACAAUGAAGCGGAGUACGAAGCACUUCUUGCAGGAUUACGGUUAGCCAAGCAGAUGGUUGCGAAAGCUGUAACUGCCUUAACCGACUCAAGGUUAGCAGCAAACCAAGUAAAUGGAAGUUUCGAGGUAAGAGAUCAAAGAAUGGGAAAAUAUGUAAAGAUGGUGAAACAGCUCAUAGGAUCCUUCGGCCGGUUUACAAUCAAGCAGAUACCCAGAAGCGAAAACAAGAGGGCAAACGCUUUGAGUAAGCUGGCGUCCACAUGCUUUAACCACCUAUCAAAGAAUGUUUUAGUAGAGGUACUUCGAGAAAGGAGUAUAGAUGAGCAACAAGUGAACAUCCUAACGCCCGCUGGACCCACAUGGAUGACACCGCUCUGGGAAUACCUCCAAAGAGGAGUGUUGCCGGACGAUCAUGAUGAGGCUAGGAAAAUACGUAUAAAGGCGCCUUCAUACGCAAUGGUGAAUGGAGAAUUGUACAAGAAGGGGUUCACGUCUCCAUGGUUAAAAUGUGUGGAUCAGGCCAAGGGGGGAGAGAUAUUGCAGGAGGCACACUCAGGACAGGUGGGUGCACACGAAGGGGCGAAGGCCUUGACAGGCAAGGUGUUAAGAAUGGGGGUAUACUGGCCAACGAUACAGCAGGAUGCGAUAGAAGUAACCAGGAAAUGUGGGGAAUGUCAGUCUUACGCCCCAGUCCAGGCAAACCCCUCGGACCCGCUAAGCAACAUAUCCAGCCCAUGGCCUUUCUACCAGUGGGGCAUAGAUAUAGAAGGUCCAUUCCUAGAAGCACCAAGGAAACUAAAGUAUAUGGUGGUAGCUGUGGACUACUUCACAAAGUGGAUUGAAGCUGAGCCUCUGGCGUGUAUAUCUGGGAGGCACAUGAUAAAAUUCGUAUGGAAAAACAUCAUGACAAGAUUUGGAACACAUAAGGUUCUCAUCAGCGACAAUGGCUUGCAGUUUGCUGAGAACCCGUUCAGAGAAUGGUGCACCGCCAAAGGGAUAAGCCAACGCUUCACACCGGUGGCACACCCUCAAGCGAACGGCCAAACGGAGGUGUCCAACCGAACCAUUGUCAAUGGGAUUAAGAAGAGGUUGGGAAAAGAAAAGGGGAAUUGGGCAGAAGAGAUACCAAUGGUGCUGUGGUCAUACAAAACUACACCACGGAAAAGCACAAAGGAAACCCCCUUCAGCUUGACGUAUGAAACCGAAGCCAUGCUUCGCAUGGAGGUGGCAGUGAACACACUAAGGGUGGCCAACAAGGAUGAGGAAAGCAACAUAAAAGACCUGAGGAUAAACCUAGAUAUCCUAGAGGAGAAGCGUGAAGAAUCGGGUGUACGCCAAGCCGCGUAUAAACAUGCAACAGAAAGAUAUUACAACCAAAGGGUAAAGGAGAAGGCCUUCAAAGUCGGCGAAUAUGUUUUGAGGAAAAACGAGGCAAGCCGAGCCCAACCUCAAGGAAAGUUGGGACCAACAUGGGAAGGCCCAUCAGAGUCACAGAGGCAAAUAGGAACGGUGCAUACGUGUUAG